CCCUGAAGAGAGGCUGACUCUGUGCUGACACAGAUUCAGGACCGUUCACAGCCUGUCACAUCCUGAGAGUACUCUGUCUCUCUGCCUCUCCGUCUGUCACACACACUCAGGCACUUCCUCCUGCCCCCAUGGCUGAGUUUGUGCGAGUUCGCAAGAAACACCUACAGGCUCCAAUCAAGAGGUUACGCAUCAUGAUGAAACAGCUGGACAAGAAAGAGGUGGACUUCGAAGACAUAAAGAAGAAUCUGGAAUACACGGCUUCUCUGCUAGAGGCAGUUUACAUUGACGAGAACAGGCAGAUCCUGGAUAUCGAAGAUGACUUGCAGCAGCUCAGAGCGGACACAGUCCACUCGGAGGUUCGCGACUGGCUGUCCUCCACCUUCACCCACAAGGCCCUUUCCCCUGGCAAGCGGUCCGACGAGAAGCGCACAUUCCGCAGCAUUGUUCAUGUUGUGCAGGCUGGCAUCUUCGUGGAGAGAAUGUUUAAGAAAGCCUACUCUGCUGCCAUUCCCAACCAGUCGUCUGCAGUGCUUCACUGCCUGAGGAACGUAGACCGGUGGAACUUCGACAUGUUUGCACUGAACUCGGCCAGCAGGGAGCGCUCUCUGAGGACCGUGGUCAUCGAGCUCCUCACCCGAUACGAGCUCAACAGCCACUUCAAGAUUCCAAUCGCGUUCCUGAUCUCCUUCCUCGAUGAUCUGGAGAGCGGAUACAACAAGCACCGGAACCCAUAUCACAGCCAGGUCCACGCGGCCGACAUCACUCAGACUGUCCACUGCCUUCUGCUGCGCACAGGCUUAGUGAACUGGCUGAGCGAGCUGGAGAUCCUUGCAGCGCUCUUUGCAGCUGCGAUCCACGACUUUGAGCACACUGGCACCACCAACCCCUUCCACGUGCAGACCAGGUCCGAUUAUGCGAUGAUCUAUAACGACCGCUCUGUGCUGGAAAGUCACCAUGUGAGCGCAGCGUUUCGGCUCAUGCAGGACGAUGAGAGGAACAUCUUCAUCAACCUCUCCCGGGAGGAAUGGAGGGAGCUGCGUAGUCUCGUCAUCGAGAUGGUUCUGGCAACGGACAUGUCGACCCACCUCAUGCAGGUCAAGUCCAUGAAGACCUGUCUGCAGCAGCUGGACAGGAUUGACAAACCCAAAGCUCUGUCCUUGCUGCUGCACACUGCAGAUAUCAGCCACCCCACCAAGCCCUGGGCUCUACACACUCGCUGGACCAAGGCCCUGAUGGAGGAGUUCUUCAGGCAGGUAAUCCCCUGGACCCAGCACCAAUCUCUCCCUGAGCAGAGUGCACAGCUAUGGCCAAAGGUUUUGCAUCACCCAACAAAAUGAACUAAUUUUGCUUUGUCA
Messenger RNA from Polyodon spathula (Mississippi paddlefish), 1355 nucleotides. RefSeq names its product calcium/calmodulin-dependent 3',5'-cyclic nucleotide phosphodiesterase 1B-like. The record is from RefSeq and is a predicted model, not a curated record. Gene Ontology annotation, molecular function: 3',5'-cyclic-nucleotide phosphodiesterase activity. NCBI's taxonomy places the organism in Eukaryota, Metazoa, Chordata, Actinopteri, Acipenseriformes, Polyodontidae. Bases 129 to 1337 code for a protein of 402 amino acids. Gene Ontology annotation, biological process: signal transduction. The transcript has 10 exons.